CAGGACAGGACAGGUGAGUGGUUCACCUGGCGCUGAUUGCCGGUGUGUGGGGCUGUGUGUCGCAGACAGCAGUGAUGGUGAGCGUGGUGCAGGGCUUGAUGUCGCGGCUGCUGUCGCCGCUGUGGCGCCGGGCGCAGGAGCUCGAUGAGCGGCCAGAGGAUCCGUGCUUCGACGGUGCGGCGCAGAUCCGGCAGGUGUGGACAGGUGUGGUGACGCAUCUGUGUGCGGAUUACGGCCUGAUCGAUCACAGCGUGUACUUCACAUCGGGAGUGGUGCUAGGAGGAGUCGUGCUGUGUGUGGGAGACUCGGUGCAGGCUCUGGCGGUGCGGGAAGGAGCCCACGGACAGUGGAGGGCGCUCCGGGUGGAGCGGCACAAGGACGCCUGGGAGAGCGGCGGAUCAGAGGCGCUCGCACUGGACACUGACAAACUCAGGCCUCUGAUUGGAACAGUGACGUCAUGUGAUCGAGACGGAGGCUACAUCAACCAGACGACGUAUUUCCCGCGAUCGGCUCUCUGCGAAGGGUUCGAGCCGGUGAAGGGCGACUGGGUUCUGGCGCAGUAUUUCGUCUGUCCGUCUGAAUGGAGCAGUCAGGCUCGAGCGGUUUCUCCUCUGCGAUACCGGCGCAUGGAUGGGGUGAGCGUGAGCGUCCUGCACGGCCGCAGCGGUGUUGUGGAGGACAGCGUGUUCUUCAGUCUGGACUCUCUGAUCGUGCCGCCGGGCUUCAGACCCGCUCGGGGUGACGUGGUGAAUGUGGUGGUGGUGGAGAGCAGUCAGUCGCUGUACAGCUGGAGAGCUCUGUGUAUGACGCCCAUCCAGCACAGUGGAAACGCCUCGGAGCUGAAUAUGCCAGACGAUGAGGUGCAGAGAUUGCUGGAGAAUAAGGGUGGGCUCCAGGUCAGCCGGGAAAACCAAUUUGGGUGUCUAUUACUGGGAAACCGCAAGGAGCUGCAGAUCUGGAUCCAAAACAGCGGCUCUGAGCGCCAGCGGCUGAAAUGCUGUGAGUUUGCCGGAUGGGACUCGGCUCAGCAGUUCUGCCUCAGAUCUGUGUCUGUGAAGAACAGCACGCCUGCAGGAGGCCCAGUUGAUGAAGACUCGGUGCAGAUGCUGGAGAUGAAGCCCGGGGAGAGAGCGUCUGUGACCGUCUGCUGUCAGGCCAGACUUGCACGGCGGCAUCUUCCAAACUUCUUGGGGAACUACGGCGUGCCUCAGGCUCUCAGAGAUUGCGUGGAAGGUCAGAAGGACGUUCUGAUCGCACAGCCGGCUCUGGCGGAGCCCUUGAGCCUGUCGUGGAUGCUGCCGCGUUUCUCGGCUCUGCUGUGGCUGGAGGAGCUGCAGGCCGAGAGGGAGAUCCGAGAGUUCAGUCUCACCGGCGCCAUCCUCAGGAAAGGAGCCGUGUAUCUGCACCUGGAGGUGCCAGGCCUUGCCGAGGGCCGGCCGAGCCUCUUCAUCGGUGAUAAAGUUCUUCUGAAGAAGCCUUGUAGUGGAGGAACCGUUAUUGAGUACAUCUCUUAUGUCAUGGAGAUCAGCGACGAGGACGUGAGUUUACGAGUGAACGCUGAUUUUCAGAAGAACUACCUCGGAGAACCUCUGGACGUGGAGUUCUCCUUCAACAGGCUGACCAUGAGGAGGUGCCACUGUGCUCUGGAGCAGAGCAAACACUUCGGAGACAACAUUUUGUUUCCCAGCAUGCUCUUGCUGCAGCCGCCUCAGUGGAGCGGAGAGUGGAGGGAAGAGGACCGACAUCUUCAAGAGGAGGAGAACAAAGCGACCCAAAAAACAGACGGCUCAUCGACACUGACUGCAGAGAUGGUGUCUGUGGCCACACAAACUAAACCAGAUUUGACAAUGACGGCGAAGCGCAUCCCAAACCCUGGCCAGUUCUUCAACGCUCAGCUGAAUCCGGCGCAGAAAGAGGCGGUCAAACGGAUCCUGAGUGGAGAGUGUCGUCCCACGCCAUACGUUCUGUUCGGGCCUCCUGGCACCGGGAAAACCAUCACUCUCAUAGAGGCCAUUCUGCAGGUGCAUCACCGCAUCCCCUGCAGUCGUGUGCUGGUGUGCACGCCCUCAAACAGCGCCGCGGACCUCGUCUGCAUGCGUCUGCACCAGAGCGGAUUCCUGCACACCGCCAGUCUGGCUCGCGUCAACGCCACCUGCAGGCCAGAAGAGUCUAUGCCGGAGGAGCUGCGUCAGUACGCCAGAGCUGGAGAAGAUAUUCGCCACGCCAGUUUCCAUCGUAUCGUAGUUUCCACUUGUUCCAGCGCUGGAAUGUUCUACCAGAUCGGUCUGCGUGUUGGUCACUUUACCCAUGUGUUUGUGGAUGAGGCGGGUCAGGCCACUGAACCCGAGUCGCUCAUCCCUCUGAGUUUACUGUCUGAGACGAGUGGACAGAUCGUGCUGGCUGGAGAUCCGAAGCAGCUGGGGCCGGUGGUGAAGUCGAAGCUGGCCGCUGUGUUUGGACUCGGCGUGUCUCUGCUGGAGAGACUGAUGGGAAUGCCGCUCUACAGCUGCAGCGAGAGAGGAUACAACCCCCUGCUGGUGAUGAAGCUGGUGUAUAACUACCGCUCCCACGAGGCUCUGCUGGAGCUGCCGUCGCGGCUGUUUUACGCCGGAGAGCUGUGUGUUCGCUCUCAGAGGACCGUCGUGGAUGCGCUCUGCCACUGGAACAGGCUUCCCACUAAGGGCUUCCCCUUCAUGUUUCACGGCGUGCGGGGGACUGAGAUGAGAGAGGGCAAUAAUCCGUCGUGGUUCAAUCCCGCUGAAGCUGUGCAAGUCAUGAUGUACUGCUGCCAGCUCGCGAAGAGACUCUACAACCCCAUCGCAGCGACAGACAUCGGCGUCAUCGCUCCAUAUAAGAAACAGGUGGAGAAGAUCCGUGUGCUGCUGCACAGAGUGGGUCUGGGAGAGGUGAAGGUGGGAUCGGUGGAGGAGUUCCAGGGCCAGGAGUUCCUCAUCAUCAUCAUGUCAACGGUCCGAUCCAACGAGUCCUUGCUGAAUGAAGAACUGCAAAGCAUGCUGGGAUUCCUCUCCGACCCGAAGCGUUUCAACGUUGCCAUCACACGAGCCAAAGCACUGCUCAUUGUGAUCGGAAACCCACACGUUUUAAUCAAGGACCCGUGUUUCAGCGCUCUGCUGCAGUACUCGCAUGAUAACAGAGCGUUCCUGGGCUGUGAUCCUCCAGUCAGUCUGCAGGCCUCGCCAAGGAUUCUCUCUGAAGAAACUUAGACAUUUCUCGGAUCAGCACAGUGUUGCGAUGACUGUUCCAUGAUUGUUCUGCGUUAAAUAAAUAAUCGUUCGGUUAUCUAGCCACUUUUAGCUUGUUAGCAUCUAAAGAGCUCCCUGAAGAACCGCACUGGAUCUGGAGAGAGCCAGCGUUUAUUUCUCUUGUGUUCCUUCAAAUGUGUUACAGAAGAUUAAAAAAUAAUUUCAGCAAGCAUUCUCAUUUUAUGUGUUCUUGCCACUGGAUCGCAUAUGUUUGAGCUUGAGAAGCUGAUCUUCACAUUAGCGUGACUCCAGAUUAUUUUAUGUUUGUCUGACCAGCAACUAAAAACAGGCUGGUGUGU
Molecule: messenger RNA, 3562 nt
Organism: Sinocyclocheilus anshuiensis
Lineage: Eukaryota; Metazoa; Chordata; Actinopteri; Cypriniformes; Cyprinidae
Gene: mov10l1
Product: Mov10 like RNA helicase 1
Exons: 25
Coding region: 75-3224 (1049 amino acids)
Molecular function (GO): helicase activity
Source: RefSeq, a predicted model, not a curated record